This is a messenger RNA of Pseudovirgaria hyperparasitica, 1960 nucleotides long. Its product is annotated as homogentisate 1,2-dioxygenase. Lineage: Eukaryota; Fungi; Ascomycota; Dothideomycetes; Acrospermales; Acrospermaceae. Gene Ontology annotation, biological process: L-phenylalanine catabolic process. The transcript has 2 exons. The coding region runs from base 321 to 1670 and encodes 449 amino acids. The record is from RefSeq and is a predicted model, not a curated record. Gene Ontology annotation, molecular function: homogentisate 1,2-dioxygenase activity. Gene Ontology annotation, cellular component: cytoplasm.
CCGAAAGCCGGUGCGGAAGCUUAACGCUGCCUGUCCUCUCUGGCAUUAUUACGUGUUUGCACAACCUGAGCUGAAGCGGCUAUCCAAGGACAACGUUAUAGCAAUCAUGAUAAUUACUCCGGACGCUCCCAGGAUACCCUCACAAGCCACCUACUACGACCCGAAUAAGGCCCUACCCUCGAAAACCAAAGCCGAUUCCAUACAACGCGUCAUUCACAACAUCAUCCGCUCCAGAGACCCUAAAGUCAAGCCGACUCAUAUCAAACUGACGGUUAGAAAUCUUACUGAGUUUGGGAACCCUGAUUACUGCGACGAGCACGAUGCCUUCCACUCAAUUCGUCAUCAAAGAAAAAUAUCGAUACCAGAAUGGCUUCAACUCUUACCAUGAAUCAGAGGCCAUAGAGGGUGCUCUUCCGAUAGGGACCAAUUCGCCUCAGAAACCUCCGUAUGGUCUUUACGCAGAGAAGCUUUCAGGCACAGCCUUCACAGCUCCACGGCACGAGAAUCAGCAGUCAUGGCUGUACCGUAUACUUCCUGCCUCGAAUCACAGUCCUUUCGAACCCCGAGAAUCGUCAAGUUCAAAAACAGAUCAAGAGCCAAGCGCACAAGAGAAGUUCUUCCAAAUACCCAAUCAGCUGCGAUGGGACCCCUUCGAUAUGGAUGAUACCGUAGACUGGGUCAAUUCGCUACACCUCGUUGCCGGCGCAGGAGACCCAGUAAUGAAGACAGGUCUAGGAGUAUUUAUUUUCGCAGCUGGCAAGGACAUGGACUCUCAUGAAGCAUUCUACUCCGCAGAUGGUGACUUCCUCAUUGUCCUCCAGCACGGCGUCCUCGACAUCCAGACCGAACUUGGCAGACUUCUCGUACGGCCCAACGAAAUCUGCGUUAUCCCCCGUGGCAUAAGAUACCGCGUCACCCUCCCCUCAGGCCCGGUGCGUGGCUACAUCCUCGAACUCUACCAAGGCCACUUCACCCUUCCCGAACUCGGACCAAUCGGCAGCAACUGCCUCGCCAACGCGCGCGAUUUCCAAGCACCCACAGCCUUCUUCGACGAAGACACGUCCUCGUCCUGGACGCUCCUCUCCAAAUUUGCAGGCCGCCUCUUCGCCGCAAAGCAGAACCACACGCCCUUCGACGUGGUCGCCUGGCACGGACUGUACUAUCCGUACAAGUACGACCUGGGCCGCUUCAACACCAUCGGCUCCAUCUCCUUCGACCACCCUGACCCCAGCAUCUUCACCGUGCUGACCGCGCAGUCCGACCACCCGGGCACUGCCGUUGCCGACUUUGUCAUCUUCCCCCCGCGAUGGCUCGUCGGCGAAGAUACGUUCCGUCCACCGUGGUACCACCGCAACACCAUGUCCGAAUUCAUGGGCUUAAUCGGCGGCCAAUACGACGCCAAGGAGGGAGGCGGCUUCCAGCCUGCUGGCGCAUCCCUGCAUAACGUCAUGAGCGCGCACGGCCCGGACGCGAGCACGCAUGAAAAGGCCUCGAAUGCAGAGCUCAAGCCCGUCAAGGUGGGCGAGGGCAGCAUGGCGUUCAUGUUUGAGAGCGCGCUGAUGGUCGGCGUCACGGAGUGGGGUCUGAAGCAGUGCGCAAAGGUCCAGGCGGACUACUCGGAGCAUAGCUGGGGCGCGCUGAAGCCGCAUUUCAAGAGACCAAGCAAUUAACUAAGUAGUAGAGUUUGAUAUGCGAGAAAUGCAGUUGGCGUAUGGCUUCUGUAUGAAAAUAAUAAAAAUAUGAAUGAACGAAUGCGGACAGGGCAGAUGGCUAUCAUGGACUGUGGGAAUAAGUGGACAUCGAAUAUCAAGCACACCUGUUGUUUACAAUACAAUACGACGAUAGAAUGUACAUUCAUAUCACAAUCCAUAUUAGCAUCCCUGAUCUCUAUCAUGUUCUAUCACGACUUGGCACGGCACCUGCACCGACACGUCGAGAUAAGCAUGUUCUCCGAAUCGCG